CCUUCGUACCCAUUGUUAAAGACGGGUCUUUCUUUAUUACGGAACAGCUUAUAACACACCAUAUGGUGACGUCACUUUAAGUCACCGAAAAUUUCACACCGUCGUCAGCACAAAAGUUUGGUAAAAUGGAUUCUGAAUUCCGGAUCGAUGUCCCUUCCGUAGGAUUAUCAGAGGAAGAGGAAGAACAAGAAGACGACGACUUUUGUGAAUUGUCAGAUGGCUCGGAGGCAAUUUCUGAGAUGUAUAAUUCUGACGUACUACUGACUCAUAAUGAUCAGCAGCAAUCAGAAAAUGUAACGGAGAAGUGCAAUAAUCAGGUUGGAAUGUUGUCUAAAAGUAAUGUACGUUGGUUUUAUUCAAGUUCAAAACACGGAAAACUCAAACCAUUUAUUGGAAAUGAUUCUCUUCGUAUUGAAGAAGCUUGGCUUCAAAUACAAAACACGUCUAAUGUGGACGAGGAAGUUACAAAAUGUGUUUGUGUACGAGGGGGAAUGUUUGAGGUGGAUGUGGUAAAGAGGGAAUGCAUUCCAGUGUAUUGGUCAUCAAGUAGUGCAACUAAAAAGACUCAGGUCGUUCGUGGGACUUGGUUCUUUAAAGACCUUAACUGGACACCAAUAGAUGAAGACGUUGCAAGCCGUAUCGAAAAAGAACAUCUUGCUAGAUGGAUGGGACUUGACUUAAAUGAAGUUGAAGAUUCUUCUAAAAAACAUGUGAUGCACACAAUGCAAUUAGAUGGAUAUCAUGUAGAAUGGCAUGAAGUUUCUCAAGUUAUUUUGUAUAAAGAUGCCACAGCGAUAAGAGCGUACCGAAAUAUUGCUCAAAAGCUAGGUGUUCUUAAGGCUACAAGCAGUGGUUACCAACUGCAUCGUGGGUAUAAAAUACCUGCAGUUGUAGAAGAUAUUGCAUUACCAGUGACCAACCUUGUUUUUGUUAUACAUGGAAUUGGGGCCAAGUCUGACAGGCAAAAGAUUGUUCGUAACACGAGCGUAUUUCGUACAAUUAGUCGACAAUUAGAACUAAAACAUUUUACUGGAAGUCGAACUGAGUUUUUACCGAUUGAGUGGAGAUCUAAGUUGUUACUUGAUGAUGGUGCAGUAGAGUUAAUUACUCCUAAAAAGGGUCAAGGAAUGAGAAAGUUUUUGAACAACACUGCACUGGAUGUUAUGUAUUACACAAGUCCCUUGUUUCGAUCCGAAAUAGUCGCUGGUCUGCUUUCGGAACUCAACAGAGUGUAUUCGCUAUUUAUGGAGAAAAAUCCAGAUUUUUCAGGAAAGAUUUCUGUCUUUGCUCAUUCUUUGGGAACCGUAAUUUUCCAUGACAUCAUAACAAAUUGGUGUCCAAGAGACUCCACUUACCAUGAAAAGAACAGCAUGGAAUCUUUAAAUUUUUCUGUUGAUUCAUUAUUUUGUAUUGGUUCACCUCUGGCAAUGUUUCUUUGUCUUCGAGGUAAACUACCUCAGAAAAAUCUGUCAGAUGUCACUCAACUUAUACCAACAUCUCUAUGCAGAAGGUUUUACAAUAUUUUUCAUCCUGCUGACCCAGUUGCUUACAGAGUAGAACCACUUUUAUUCCACCAUUAUUCAAAUCUUGAUCCUGUACAGUUGUCAAGAUACAAUUUCAUAGUGAACAAUGCAAAAAUUAAAUCAACCAAAGAAGAAGUCUCAACACAGGUUUCCGAUAAUGCUGCCGAACCAAAUUAUGAUUCCAACACACAAACUACAAGCUCAAGUUCCCCACAAAAAAGCAACGAAAGCUCAUAUCGUUAUUUACGAUCUGUGUCUAACGUUGUUGCCGGUGGUGCUUCUCGUAUUGGCGGUUUAUGGAGUAGCGCUCGUGGGAAUUCUUCUAAUUCUUUAAAUAUUAAAACUCCUAAUCCUGUACAAGUUGAUGGGGAAGAAAACAAGGAAGAAAUAAGUUUAGACACAAGGCUGGAUUACGAGCUGCAAGAAGGUUUUACUGAAAGCAAACUUGGUUACGCGUCUUUUACAUCACAUACUUCAUAUUGGUCAAACCAAGACUUAAGCAUGUUCUUAUUAACUGAGCUCUACAAAGAAACGAGAGAACCAGUGUUUUCUAAGUUGUAAUUUUUUACAUUACAUGAAGGCUAUGGCAUUAGACAAAAGUUAGCCAGUAAUGCCUUAGGUGUUUUGACCUAUUUUUAUUAGGAAAUUAUUCUACUGCUUUUUUUGCUUAAGGACAUGCUUGUUAUUGUGAUAGUCAGUCAAAAUAACAACUACACUUGACAAAUCAAGUGUGUCAUACAUCCUAAUGCUGUUUACUGACAUUAGGAUUUAUAAAACGUUGAUAUUUUAUGCAAGAUUAGAUUGUUUUUGUGUCCUGGUGACAUUGCAUAAUAUUUGUUUUUUUUGCCGCAGUGUUUAAUUUUAUAAAAGAUUCUAGCCCUACGUACUUUUGUAUAUAGUACAUUCUCUAUGUUUCCAGCAUAUUGCUCUUUUCUUCUGCCUUGCAAUAUUUAAAUAUUUCUUUGUUCAUUUACCUCUGAUAUGUUUUUGUUUUAUCUGGUUUUCUUUUGGACUGCAAUAAAAAGGUACAGAAAGA
Ciona intestinalis (vase tunicate) is the source of this 2559-nucleotide messenger RNA. Its product is annotated as phospholipase DDHD1-like. NCBI's taxonomy places the organism in Eukaryota, Metazoa, Chordata, Ascidiacea, Phlebobranchia, Cionidae. Gene Ontology annotation, molecular function: glycerophospholipase activity; metal ion binding. Gene Ontology annotation, cellular component: cytoplasm. The record is from RefSeq and is a predicted model, not a curated record.